UGUGCCCCCGCAUGGAGUGAAACAACCCGAGGCAGCGCGGCGGACCCCCUGGCCGCUCUCCGUCCGAUUUGUUUUCCUCGCUUUCUCCUUCUUCUUCUUUUCGCCCUCCCCCCCGGCUCCCCCUUCUCCUCCUCCGCCUCCUCCUCCCCUCCUCCGUGCGCAUCGCCCGCGGGGAGCAGGGCUCGGGCGGCUCGGGGAGCGGCAUGCCCGCCCGCUAGGCUCCCGUCGGCACCGAGGAGGCGGCGGCGGAGGAGGAGGAGGAGGAGCGGGGUCGGCGGCCGCCCGCCCCGUCGCAGCGCCCCGCCGCCGCCGCCGCAGCCGGCCCGGGGGGAGGCCAAGAUGGCAGAGGCGUCGCCCCCCGCCCCGCUCUCGCCGCUGGCCGUGGAGCUGGACCCCGAGUUCGAGCCGCAGAGCCGCCCCCGCUCCUGCACCUGGCCCCUGCAGAGGCCCGAGCUGCAGGCCAGCCCCGCCAAGCCCCCGGGCGAGCCGCCCGCCGACGCCGCCUCCAUGAUCCCCGAGGAGGAGGACGACGACGACGAGGGGGGCGGCUCGGCCAUGGCCGUCGGCGGCGCGGCCCCGGCGGGCGGCGAAGCGGCGGCGGCCGCCGUCCCGGAGGAGGCGGCUCGGCUCCUGGCCCCGCUGCCCGGGGGCGGCCCGGAGGGGCCGAGCCUGUCGCCGGGGGGAGCGGGAGGAGCGGCGGCGGCUGCGGGCGGCGGGGGGCUCGGCGGCGGCGGUGGCCCCGCGGCGGCGCCGAGGAAGUGCUCGUCGCGGCGCAACGCGUGGGGCAACCUCUCGUACGCCGACCUCAUCACCCGCGCCAUCGAGAGCUCCCCGGAGAAGCGGCUCACCCUGUCGCAGAUCUACGACUGGAUGGUCCGCUGCGUGCCCUACUUCAAGGACAAGGGCGACAGCAACAGCUCGGCCGGCUGGAAGAACUCAAUCCGGCACAACUUGUCACUCCACAGCCGCUUCAUCAGGGUGCAGAACGAAGGCACCGGGAAGAGCUCCUGGUGGAUGAUCAAUCCAGAUGGUGGAAAAGUGGGCAAGGCGCCACGGAGACGCGCCGUGUCCAUGGACAACAGCAACAAGUACACCAAGAGCAGAGGGCGGGCGGCUAAGAAAAAGGCGGCCCUGCAGACUGCCCAGGAGGCAAGCGAGGACAGCCCUUCCCAGCUCUCCAAGUGGCCAGGGAGCCCAACUUCCCGCAGCAGCGAUGAGCUGGAUGCGUGGACAGAUUUUCGCUCCCGGACGAAUUCCAAUGCCAGUACGAUAAGUGGCCGCUUGUCACCGAUUUUGGCGAGCACCGAACUAGAUGAUGUUCAAGACGACGACGCUCCGCUUUCUCCCAUGCUGUACAGUAGUCCAUCGAGCUUGUCCCCCUCGGUAAACAAACCGUGUACUGUGGAGUUGCCUAGGUUGACUGAUAUGGCUGGGACAAUGAAUUUGAACGAUGGACUAACAGAUAACCUCAUGGAUGAUCUCUUGGACAAUAUAACACUCCCUUCCUCCCAGCAGUCGCCCACAGGAGGGAUGAUGCAGAGAAGCUCCAGUUUUCCAUAUGGUUCCAAAGGUUCAGGGCUGGGUUCCCCCUCGAGUAGUUUCAACAACGCCGUAUUCGGGCCGUCGUCCCUGAAUUCCCUCCGCCAGUCGCCCAUGCAGACCAUUCAGGAGAACAAGCAGGCCACCUUCUCUUCCAUUUCCCAUUACAACAACCAGACGCUGCAGGAUCUGCUCGCCUCUGAUGCACUUAGUCACAGCGAUGUCAUGAUGACACAGUCUGACCCACUCAUGUCACAAGCCAGCACAGCUGUGUCCGCCCAGAACUCCCGCAGGAAUAUAAUGCUCCGCAACGACCCCAUGAUGUCGUUUGCCGCGCAGUCCAGCCAGGGCGGUCUGGUCAAUCAGAGCCUGCCCCAUCACCAGCACCAGUCUCACAACUCUCCUCUUAGCGGCAGCCGUGCCUUGUCCAAUUCCAUCAGUAACAUAGGCUUGAAUGACUCGAACAGCUUGGGUUCCUCCAAACAUCAGCAGUCACCCGUCAGUCAGUCUAUGCAAACACUUUCUGACCCGCUCUCAGGCUCCUCUUUGUAUUCCUCUAGCGUGAACCUCCCGGUCAUGGGACACGAGAAAUUCCCAAGUGACUUGGACCUGGAUAUUUUCAAUGGGAGCUUGGAGUGUGACAUGGAGUCCAUCAUCCGCAGUGAACUCAUGGAUGCAGAUGGGCUGGAUUUUAACUUUGAUUCCCUCAUCUCAGCUCAGAACGUUGUCAGUCUGAAUGUGGGGAACUUCACUGGUGCUAAACAGGCUUCAUCACAGAGUUGGGUACCAGGCUGAAGGAUCUUUCAGAACAGGGAAAAAUGGGCAAACAGGCCCUCAAACUGACACGAGAUGUAGAGAGAGAACCCUUUGCCAAAUCUGCUGUCAGCAAGUGGACAGUGAUACUGUUUACAGCUUACGACCUUUGUGAACCCUGCAUUAUUUUCCUAACGAAGCAGACUGUUAAUAGGCCCCAUACCUGAGUGAAGAUCCUCUUUUUUUUUUUCUCUCUUCCUUUUUUUGGAAUUGAACUCAUUCUGAAGUAUGCAAAAUCUUCCUUUUCUGGGAUGGCCAAGCACCUGCUGUGGAGACAAUGUUCAGCACCAUCCUGUUGAGAACACACUGUGUAGCCUUUACAGUAGUUACUUGUCAAUGAGUAUGUGGUGUUUCAAUAUAUUAAUGGUUUAUGGGAUGUUUUAAGUUGGCUUUUCUUUUUGGAGGUUUUUCCUGUCUGCCCGCCCUCCUCCCCCCCAACCUCCAGUUUGAUUUCCUUAGAUUUUUUGACCAUUUUUGCUUUCACUCCCUGGGGAAUCUGAAACACUGCUUAUGCUCGAGGAAACGAUCAUAACCCACCACCACGGCUCAGAUGCCAGGGCUUUCUGAAUAUACAGCAUCCAUUACACCAACCGACCGACCGAAUUCCAGAGGGAUGUGAUUUCGUGUGGUCUGUUUGCCCGUUGGGUUGGUUUGUUUCUUUUCUUUCUUAUUUUUUCCUUAAACUUCAUGGUACGCCCCUGUGUUCCGUAAGCAUCAAGCCAGGGCUGAUUGCGAAGCGAGGGAAAACCGGCGAGGGAAACCUCCCGGCUGGUGCUGGCGAGGACAGGACGGACUGACCGCGGGUGCCGCUGCCCUCACCUCCUUGACCGCAGGACCCCGCUCGCUGCCCACCAGAGCAGGCUCCCUGCCUGCUAUACGUUAGUUAAGUUUUAGGCUGAGCUGCCCUUCGCUGCCAGACGCGUUGAGUGUAACCACCUGUAGGGAUCAGUCUGCAGAAGCGAAAAUUAAAGGAAACAUGCUGCUUCGCAGGAAAGGGGAGCGAACGGGCAUCAGCAAGUCACUCACAGCGGCGACGCCGGGCGUUCAUGCACAGGUCAUUGCAGUGUGUGUUAUUGCAUCAGUGAUCCUUUUUUUUUUCUUUUUUUUUUUGGACAUGUCCGUGAUGAUUUUUUUCCUUCUUGUCGUGUCUAACCCAUUGUGGAAGAAGAAGCAGGAGAGGGAAUGGCAAGGUGACAAUAUCGUACAAAUGGCUUUUCAUACGAGCAUAGAUUGUAACAGGAUAAAUGACACUGAAAGACAAGGCAGUUUUAUAUAUUUUGCUUCUUAAGAUUUUCUUUUGUAAAAUGAAUAAUAAUUAAUAAUAAUGAAUAAAAGGUAUGGUGCUGUAUAGAUCCUCUCUAUAAUCUGGAAAGUUUGAUUACUUUUUAUUAGUAUCUCGGGGGGAGGGAUACAAAAAAAGAGGGGAAAACACCAAUGGUACAUAAGAACUUGGUAUGAAGACGUUCUGAAUAGGACAGUGUAUACAUAAUUCUCCAAAGCGAUAUAUGACGUUUUGUUUUUUUUUUCUUUGCAUAAAGGCAUUAUGCAUAUAAAUAUAUAAAUAUAUUUUAUUAUGUACAGAAAUGGAUCAUUAUGCAUGGAUGUUAGGAAAACCAACUAGCAUUUUAACCCAAAGUUUCAGUGCAUGAGCUGCCACCGGUCCGUGUACCAUGCAAUGUGGAGUGACUCCCUCGCGCCACUGCCACCGCACACGCACACGCACAGUCAUGCACACCCACGCCAGCGCUCGUGGGCCCUCCCUCGCUCCUCACUUCCCAGGUCCCUGAGGUGACGUUGGUGAAAUAACAGCUCCCUGUGUGGUGGAAGUUUUGUUCCGUAUCGUAGCCCCCCUCACGCUCACGCUGUUCUCGUACAGGCGCCCCUCUUGGUUUCAUCCCGCGGUUAUGACUGUGUAAACUCUGUGCAGUUGUGGUUAUCGUCGCCCCGUAGCAUAUCAACUCUCCCAAGCAGCCAAGGGUUUACCAUUCUCAUUUUUUUUUUUAAAAAGGAAACUUCUCUUUUCUUUUCACACUAAGGUGGUCUGUUUGUCAGCAUGGGGACGAGGUGAUUAAAUUCACGGGAGGUAGCUGAUGCUCACUGCCCAUCUCCUCAUUUGAGGAGGUGGGUAGGUACCAGCUGCCCGGGUGCUGGCACGGCACAGCGGUCACCAGGCCUGGGGUCACUUCGCUUAUCAGAGUCCAGCUGCAGGCACCUCUUAUCAGUCAGUCGAGAGCUUCUCCUUCAGCUUCUGCUCUGAGCCUGCAGCGUUAGCCGUCAGCUUCCUGGUACACCCCAAAAUGUGAGUGCACCCUGAAGGCCUGUCCUCCGGUGGUCCUUCCCAAGGCUGCCCCGUGGCUGCAGCCCUGGGCUGGGCUUGUCCCCAUGCCCCAUGGAUUCGGCCACAGGCAGAGCUCCCUCGGCAGCUCCCUGAGACAGCAUGUGGCCCCUGCACAGGUGAUGUCCCCGGUGAGACCCAGGUGUCUGCCCAAAGGCCACCACCAGGUCGCUGGCAGCACCAGUAAUGACAUGGUGGCACAGCCGACGUGACAAAAACCCAUCAUUCAAUUCUGUUUCUUGGUACGGCUGCAGUUCUGGUCAAAUGCAAGGGAAGCCCCUUAGUCUGAAACAACCCAGGCCAAUUUCCGCUCUGCCAAGGCCGCCGCACUGCGUUGAGUUCAGUGGAGCGAGCUCACACUGGCAUAAAUGAGAGAGAAAAAAGUGGUCACUCUGUUCAUAAACGGAGGAAAAAUGAUUGAUUCAGAGACAGCCAGUCAAUGGCAGAGAAAUUUUCUUAAAAAAUUAAAAGCAUCAGCAGCUGGAAGGCUGAGUCUACCUCCCAGCAGUGUCAAGGGGAGCAUUUCCAUUGGCAUGUCCAGGACACAUCGCGCCCCUACCUUGGAGACUGUCCCAGCACCCCCUGAAGAGGGACGGUCUUGGACAACCUCUUCAGCUUGGUUUGGUUUUUGCUGCUCGUUUUUGUGGCCAAAAUUUUCAAACUGAAGUGCCUCAUGUCAGGCAUCACAAAGUCUGGGGCUUGGACGUGGUGUCACGGGGCUGUCGCUCCUCAGACUGAGCAGAGGUGCCUGCUGCCCCAAGGGCCACCCCGUCCGCAUGCUGAGGUGCCUAAAAUUCGCCUUCGUCUCCAGAGGUGCCGAGCAAAUAAAUGCAUCUUAAUGAAUUCAAAGGGUCACUUGUCUAGGUGUCAAAAUACGGAUUAAAAUUGCUAAUUUGGAGAAAAUACCUUUUGAAAACUUUGGCCUUUGAGUUUUUGAACAUUCUUCCGCAUAGUUUUCCUUCUGAAACCACAUAAAACAGAUAACGGCCCAGAAGAUUACACAGGAGUCAUUUAAACACUCUGUCUAAACAGAAGGUCUAAGGUGGCAUUUAAUGCAGUUUCCUAGUCACAGUUUUGGGGGUUUAUUUAAUAAUUUUGUAAUUUUUUUUCUCAUGAGAACAAUUGGAUAGUUGGCCACAGCUUAACUCCAGAAAUCUUUGUGCCACUGCUUCAAAAAGUUAACCUUUUAGGUCAUGUAUUUCUCUCGAAUGAUGUCAUUGCUUGGCAAUCAGUGUCCUGUAAUUGUUUUUAGUACACGAUAUACAUUAGGAAUUGCCAACAGAUGCGAAGGGGGACCAGAUACAUUUCGUUACUAUGGGUUGGAAAAAUGGAUUGUACAUUUGGCUUCACAUGUUUAACUUUUUUUAAAAAAAGUUGCAUGAUUGGAAAAAAUAUGUAUACAGUAUCUGUAAAACUGUUUUAUCUGUUUUUGUUUCAAGCCAUGUAAAUUGGAAGAAUAUGAAAUCCACAGCCUUAGCACGCAUGGCCGUCUUUACAUACCGAAGAGCUGAACAGUUUAUACUUUUCAUUUGGGCUAUCUUGUACUUUCAUUUGAAAGCAGACACUCUCAUGUUGCAGUCUUACUGAGGAUUUUAUAAAAUAAUAAUAAUUAAAAAGUUAAAAAAAAAAAAAAAAAAAGAUGCUGCCCUGGAUGAAUAUACUACCUUACUACACAGAGAUCGGAAGGAAGUUUGUUUUGGAGCAAAUCCUGCCCCGUUCCAGACGAAGUAGAGACGCAGUGCUUACUCCACUUGGUGUUAGUAGAUAUUGCCUUGUGUAUUCCAUUUUAAAUUGUAAUCUAGUUUGUAAAAGAGAUGGUGACGCAUGUAAAUAAAGCAUAAUGGAUCUC
This is a messenger RNA of Cygnus olor (mute swan), 6536 nucleotides long. It is a transcript of the gene FOXO3, whose product is annotated as forkhead box O3. The transcript has 3 exons. The record is from RefSeq and is a predicted model, not a curated record. Gene Ontology annotation, molecular function: DNA-binding transcription factor activity, RNA polymerase II-specific; RNA polymerase II cis-regulatory region sequence-specific DNA binding. Lineage: Eukaryota; Metazoa; Chordata; Aves; Anseriformes; Anatidae. Gene Ontology annotation, cellular component: mitochondrial matrix; nucleus. Bases 340 to 2334 code for a protein of 664 amino acids. Gene Ontology annotation, biological process: regulation of transcription by RNA polymerase II.